Molecule: messenger RNA, 4553 nt
Organism: Anguilla rostrata (American eel)
Lineage: Eukaryota; Metazoa; Chordata; Actinopteri; Anguilliformes; Anguillidae
Gene: ttll5
Product: tubulin tyrosine ligase-like family, member 5
Biological process (GO): microtubule cytoskeleton organization; protein polyglutamylation
Cellular component (GO): cilium
Molecular function (GO): tubulin binding; tubulin-glutamic acid ligase activity
Source: RefSeq, a predicted model, not a curated record
UUACUGUUUUGGAAAGAGCGCAUGCUCUUUUUGUUGGUUGCCGGUUGGUUGUUGUAGUUACAACUGGAAGAUAAACUGACCAGAUUAAAUUAUUAGCGACAGUAUAUCCUGAUGGGGCGACUUCGCAAAAUAUAAUUAUAAUGACGUAAAACAGUUGAAUGGGACUUGCUACUGUCGGCUCGAGAUGACUGCAGGCAUAACCUCAAAGAGCUGACAUAAAGCAGAUUCCGUCAGCAGAAAAUGCCAGCCGCGAUACGGGACACAGAGGAUUACGAGUCCUCCUCAGAAGACGAACAAGAGGACCACCCAUGCAUCGUCUGGUGUGGCAUCAGCCGGAAGAUGCCAGUCCUGGUUUUCCAUGCCGAAGCCAUAGUCUCCAAAGAUGGGAACAUCCGCUCCGUUGGGGAGCGGUAUAACCUGGCCUACAAGAUUGUCCGAACUGAGAGCCGGCUGGUGCGCGGUAUGCUGACCAACCACGGAUUCCACGAGGUCCACCCAAACAGCAAUGACUUUAACCUAAUGUGGACAGGGUCCCACCUCAAACCUUACCUCCUGCGGAACCUGCAAGACUUUCAGAAGGUCAACCAUUUCCCCAGAUCAUAUGAACUGACCCGCAAAGACCGGCUGUAUAAAAACAUCCAGAGGAUGCAGCAGAUGCACGGCUUUAAGAACUUCCACAUUGUCCCCCAAACCUUUGUGCUCCCCUCGGAGUUCCAGGAAUUCUGCAGCUACUUCUCGAAGGACAGGGGCCCGUGGAUAAUAAAGCCCGUGGCGUCCUCCAGAGGCCGAGGGAUCUACCUGGUCAGCAACCCAAACCAGAUCCCAUUGGAUGAAAACAUCUUGGUCUCACGCUACAUCAGCAACCCAUUACUGAUUGAUGAUUUCAAGUUUGAUGUACGGUUAUAUGUGUUGGUCACCUCCUAUGAACCAUUAAUUAUCUACCUUUAUGAAGAGGGACUGGCCAGGUUUGCGACUGUGAAGUAUGACCGUGCUGCAAAAAACAUCAAGAACCAGUUUAUGCAUUUGACCAACUACAGCGUCAACAAAAAGAGCAGAGACUACGUCAGCUGUGAUGACCCCGAAGUGGAGGAUUAUGGGAACAAAUGGAGCAUGAGUGCCAUACUGAGGUACUUGAAGCAGGAAGGGAAGGACACAGCAUUGCUGAUGGGCCAGGUGGAGGACCUGGUUAUCAAGGCCGUUCUGAGCGCCGAGCUGCAGAUUGCCACGGCCUGCAAGAUGUUUGUGCCCCACAGAACCAACUGCUUCGAACUCUAUGGCUUUGAUGUCCUCAUCGAUUCCAACCUCAAGCCUUGGCUACUGGAAGUGAACCUCUCUCCUUCUCUGGCGUGCGAUGCACCCCUGGAUCUGAAGAUUAAGGCCAGCAUGAUCUCAGACAUGUUUUCUCUUGUGGGGUUCCCCUGUCAGAACCCUUUGGCUCGCCAUCCCCGGCCCGGUCGAGCUGCUCACGACCCGGGCUUGCGGUACCAGGCCCAGAAAUGCCAGCGUCCCUCGUCUGCGCAGCCAGGCGCUGGCAGCGUUAAAGGGGGCCCACGACCCAUUUCCGCUCAUGAUGCUGACACCAAUGGACUGAAGGAGAAGCUAGGGGGGAGGAAAGGAGACAGCACUCUUGGCUUGACUUCAGAAGAGCUGAAGGUGCUGAUGCGUAUAAAAGAAGAGCACGAAAGAAGAGGCGGGUUUGUUCGCAUCUUCCCCACGGCACAGACCUGGGAUCAGUAUAGCGGAUACUUGGAGUACAAGACAUCGAUGAACUGCAUGCUGGCCACCAGGCUUUUCCCAGAACGGAGCGGGCUGAGCGGGAGCGUGCUGCUGCAGGUGGGGGCCCCGCGCCACGCAAUCCAGUACGAGCGGAAACUGCCCUCCCUGGAGGCGCGCAAGCGGAGGCGACGCCACCUCGCCCAGCGCUCGGCCCCCGGAAAGAGGAGAGGAGCCAGAGGACAUAAGGCCCCCUCUCCGGAGAGUACUGAUGAUGAGGAAGCUGAGGAAGAAGAGGAAGAGGAGGAUGAAGAGGAGAAGAGGAAAACUGCUCAGCCCCUGCCUGAAAAAAAGCAGUCCGACUCUCCCCCCGAGGCGCUCGACGAGCCCCACAAAGAGGCUGAGCAAAGUGACACCCAACACAGGCCUGCUACCCCACCUCAGCCCAAACCCAAAAUCAACCUCCUGCAGAUCCUGCAGCAGGGCUGGAAUCUCAGUAAAGUACAGGCGCGUAUGGCCUUCUCCUCCUUCCUUCACCGAGUUCAGAUGAGACUCUUGGCAGAGAGCAGAGGAAACGGCAGCUCAGCCUGGCCAGAGAAGGACGAUGACCAAAUGGAGCUGGUGAUCCGCUUCCUGAAGCGUGCCGCCGGCAACCUGCGGCAGGACCUGAGGAUGGUGCUGCCCAGUCGGCGGCUGCCGCUGCCGGACCGGCGGCGCAUCUUGUCCCACCAGCUGGGGGAGUUCCUCCACUGCUACAACAAGGAGACGGAGCAGAUGGUCAAGAAAAUGGAAGAGCUCAAAGACGAGGAGCACUGCGUUGACCCAGAUAUUUUUCAGCAGUUUGUCGCUGAGGCCAGCGAAAGCGAUCUGGAGGAAGUCCUGACAUUCUACACGCAGAAAAACAAAUCUGCCAGCGUCUUCCUGGGAACAGCGAGCCGAAGGCCCAAGGCCAGUAACGGCUGCACGAGCUCGGGUGAAUCAGCACAGUCCCAGAGCCAGAGGGCUGUCUCCGCGGCCGAAGAGGAGUCCGGUCCCUGUGAGCCGUUGCCGCGCGGCGUCGGACCCUCCGCACCCCAGCCGCCGGUCCCCGCCUCCCAGCCCGCCACCGUUCACCCCCCAGCUUUGGACUGUGCCCACAUCCACCUGCAGCACUGUUCCCCCCCGCCCCAGCCCAAAUCCCAGCCAAAGUGCCUGGGCCCGCCCCUAGUCCCCCUGCCGCCGCAUCCCCCGCCCCAGACCACAGCUCCUGCUCUGCCGAGGCCACGCCCCCAGCCCCGCCCCGAUUCAUCUCAAGCCCCGCCCCUUGCGCCACCUCAUGCUCCCGGGCCCGCCUCGCUUCCUCGUGCCACCUGGGCCACCGCCUGCCACGGCUCUGCACCGUUGGGCCACGCCCCGCAGGAGCCCCCGCAGCGGGGGCGGCCCUGCGCUCAGACCCCGCCCACCUCUGUCCCGGCUACGCUCGUCCCCAGCACCGCGCAGAUCUACAGUCAGAAGCUCUCCCGGCCCAUCUCAGCGCGACAAGCCUCCCGGAAGCCCAGCCCCAGCAGGUCCAGGCCCAGCUCGGCGGGGCUGUCCAAGGACGCGGACGCGCUCCUGCCCCAGAGCGGCUCCGACCAGCAGGCCAUCGUCACCGCCCUUAAGAAGCUGGCGGAGAAGCAGGCCGCCCGCCAGUACUCCGCCUCCAGCCACAUCAGCCUCCUCACGCAGCACCUGACCAACCUGAACCUGGCCAAUGGGGCGUUCAGUAGAGCUGGUUUCACACUCAACCCAUCGGUCCGUCAUGGGACGCUGACCCACGGACCAGUCCGAGCUGUGCGCGCCGAAACCAGCCCCAUGAGGGUCCCGCGGGACGACGGGGACACCCUGAGCGACGGAGACGCGCACGGCGCCUACGGCCUGGUCACGGGGGUGGCCCCGCAGCAGCGCUACCACCCCACCUCGGGCAGCUACCAGCUGCAGUUCGCCAUCCAGCAGCUGCAGCAGCAGAAGAUGCAGUCCCGGCAGCUUCUGGACCACAGUCGCGCUCGCCACCAGGCUAUCCUGGCGGCGCAGAACACCGCACCCCCUCCCGCCACCGCCCCCCGGCCCCCCGCCCCCCCCGGCGCCGCAGCCGGCCCGUGGGCGACCCACCCGCCCCCGCAGAACCAGGCCCACGCCAAGGGGGGGGGUCCAGCCCUGGCCCCGAAACCGCCCCCCAGCACCCGGGAGGGCCUCGUCCGGAAGACGGCCGCCCAGCGCCUCAGCAGGCAGUGCUCUUCUGAGGCCCGCGGCGGCGGUGGCGGCGGCGGCGGCGCUGGAUCCAACGCGCAACACGUGGUCUACGAGGCCGUCUGCGGGAAAGCAGGUCUGUCUUUGUAUAGCAAGCUGUUCCAGAGUUACGGCUCCAAAAACAGGUGAGGAGUGUGGAGGACGCCUGCCUGGAGCCUGCCUGUAUGAGUGAUCUGCGGGUCCCUGGGUUGCGUCCGCACCUUUUCUGCUCCAGGACGCUGAAGUGCAUGCUGGGAAUGAAGAAGAUCACAACAGUACCUUAUGUGCGGAAAUCCAGGAGAUGUGCUCUUACUAACCAAGUAGAAUGUCUAGUUUGAACCCUUGCGAGAACUGUCAACAUGUUUAUGAAAACCUGCAAAACCUCAAAAUAUUCUCUUUUUGCGAGCAGUUUUCUUUGGCUUAUUUGUAUGUUGGGCUUUAUUUCGAAGGUUGCUAUGGUGGCCUUGUGAAAUUUCCUAUGCAACAAGCUUUUGAGAUAUGGACCUAGCGGAGAGCAGCUUACAAAGCCUUUUCGUUUGAAGUCCCAGGCUGAGAUUGAGCCAAUCGCCCUUUCUCCUGUGACAAAGUACAGA